Xenopus tropicalis (tropical clawed frog) is the source of this 517-nucleotide messenger RNA. RefSeq names its product translation machinery associated 7 homolog (gene tma7). The record is from RefSeq and is marked provisional. NCBI's taxonomy places the organism in Eukaryota, Metazoa, Chordata, Amphibia, Anura, Pipidae.
AGAGAGAUGUCUGGAAGAGAAGGAGGCAAAAAGAAACCUUUGAAACAGCCCAAGAAGGCUAACAAAGACAUGGACGAGGAUGAGAUUGCAUUCAAGCAGAAACAGAAAGAAGAUCAGAAGAAACUAGACGAAAUGAAAGGGAAAGCUGCCCAGAAAGGCCCCCUGACUGGAGGCGGCAUAAAGAAGUCUGGGAAAAAAUAAUCUGCUUUCACCCGACAAUGGAAUUCCUCUUCUAACUGAUUUCUCAAGCGCCGGGCCCUGACCCUGGCCAUGGAGCGACUGCCGGCCCCCAACUUAUUGUAUGUUUCCGUGUACAGUGUAAUAAACACACGUCAGUUCUUUUUUUAAAACCUGUGAUACCCAUGAUUUGAAGUCAGCAGUGGAAUAUUCCAAUGACCUUGUCUAACAAAAUGACUCGCUCCCGGAUGUCGUCUUUCAGGUUCAGUAGAUAGUUCUGUGUUUGGAAGAGCAGAAUAUUAGAUAUGAGUUGUCGAAAUAAACACUUAUUGCCAAUAAA